This is a messenger RNA of Melampsora larici-populina 98AG31, 1920 nucleotides long. RefSeq lists its product as uncharacterized. Bases 1 to 1920 code for a protein of 639 amino acids. The record is from RefSeq and is a predicted model, not a curated record. NCBI's taxonomy places the organism in Eukaryota, Fungi, Basidiomycota, Pucciniomycetes, Pucciniales, Melampsoraceae. The transcript is spliced from 8 exons. Gene Ontology annotation, molecular function: protein binding. Gene Ontology annotation, biological process: signal transduction.
AUGGCUCCUCGCGCACCGAUAUGGCGCAGGCUGUUGGUUGCCUUGACCACCCAGUUUGAGAAGGUGUCAAAAAGCGUGUACGAUUGUGAGAAUAGAAGACCUUGUUUAGCAUGGUCCGAUUCACUCAAGAAACAUGCUGUCACUGGUGAUGUUUUGAUUCAUCUUGAUAAUGAUCUCUUGAAAGAUAUGGGAGUGAAUUCAGUUGGAAAAAGGUUAACAUUGCUUAAAGCGGUUUAUAAGUUGAAAUUAAAAGAAGAUAUUCCAAUUGAUGAAGGACAAUGGGUACCUCCUUCUGGAGAUGUCGAUUUGGAUGAAUUUGAUGAAUCACUCUCAUCCUCUUCUCAAUCAAAUGCUUCACAGCAUUAUUCCAUCAUGCGACUCAUUCAAUCAAGAGAUCAUAAAAUUAGUCUGCUUGAAUCUGAGAUUAAAUCUAUCAGACUUGAUCUUCAAGCGUUUCUUACUGCAAGUUCAACUCAUCAAACUCGUCAAGUUGUUCCAAGUAAUCCACCUUCUCCUAUCACCACAUUCGAUGGUGAUCGUCAUCCUCGAGAUGAACCUUCAUCUCAAUCCGCUAAUCCUGAUCAAUCUACUCGUUCACCCCGUCUAGAACUUUCACCUCCGUCUGAUCCUACGCUAAGCCGAUCACUGAGUUUGAAAAAACUCACAGGUCGUUCGAUCAACACAACAGACCAAAACUCAUCAUCUUCCACCUCAACCACACCUACCAACGAUUCCAAUCCGAUCCAAACUCAAACUAAUCUCAUCCCGAUCCCUAACCCAAACCAAGCCUUAUCUAAUGCAUUUCCAAGUCCUAAUCCAUCUCAACUCAUUCCUCAUCCAACUCCGACUCCCAAAGAGUCAACGCUAACUUCAACUUCACCUACAAGUUCAAAAGAAAAAGAAAUUCAUAAUCCUUAUAAGAGUUUCAGGGUCACACUUGAAGAUCCUUGUUAUAAGGUUCUUCCAGCUGCUUUGAAGAAGUAUAAGAUCAAGGAACAUUACAAGAACUAUGUUUUAUUCAUUUGCUAUGGAAAACAAGAACGAUGUCUAUCCUACGAAGAGAAACCGUUGUUAUUGUUCCAGAAACUGAAGGAAGCAAAUCAGAACCCAGUCUUUACACUUCGACAUAUCAAAGACAUCGAAUCUCCCAUCUCUAUUGCACUUUCUAAACAAGCCCAACGUCGUGAUCAAAUCCAAAAGAAGACCGCCGCUGGAGUAGGAGCUCCAAAGGUUAGCAAAAGGGCAGGUGCAAAUAAUGUGGGAGCGGUGGAACCGACUACAGGAUUCUGUGUAGCGAUUUACCCUUAUAUGUCGGAAGGUGAAGAAGAUUUUGAUGUGGGAGUUGGUGAUACGUUUUUGAUUGUUGGAAAGUCAAAAGGAUGGUGGGUCGUACAUCGAGAUGAUGGAGAUGGAAAGAUUAUUGAAGAUAAAACACCAGGAUGGGUUCCAUCUGGAUGUGUACUUGAAACUAAACAUUCCUUUUCGACUUCCAGAAUCACUUAUUCAACUCCGAUCUUACCUGGACAUAUCUUGAGUGUUUCGAGUUGUACAAACGCAUUGAUGGAUUAUAAAGCUAAAGGUGCUGAUGAAUUAAGUUUGACUCAAGGUGAUUCACUGAGGGUUUACAAAAAGUAUAAUAAUUGGUCUUAUGCAAUUAAUGAAAGUCAUCCAGACAAAUCAAGAGGUUGGACUCCAUCUUGGUUAGUUGGAGGUAGAAAGGAAUCCGGUUCGAGUACGACGUCCGGUAGUACUACUACUUCUUCAUUAAAACCUCAACCGUCUUGUUCAAGUUUAAAUACGAUCACCAAAGAAUCCAUCUUAGGUGGUAGUGGAGUUGGUUCUUCUAAUUUAGAGAUCAAUGAAACUAGUCAGGUUAAUAAUCUUACACCUGAAGUUGGAAUCGAAUUGGGUGUGAAUUAA